AUGUCACCGACAAAGAAGCCUGCCUCUUCUGAAAUGAAGUAUAAAGGUUCCUUUUCCUAUAAGAACGACAACAUAAAUGCUGUCAGAUUUGGCCGCGACAUCAAUAUGAGGAUGGAAAGAGUGAACAAUGAUGUCGCAAGGAUCUACUUUGUAGACGAUCGAGGGACCAACAUCCAGAUUCCGAAUGGAUUUGUUCUUAGAGAUAAUAUCGCGAACGAAAACGUGAUUAUCGAAAGCAACCCUAGGUUGGGAAACACUGAGAAGGAAUACUUUAUAAAAAGACUAGUCGAACCUAAAG
Messenger RNA from Paraglomus occultum, 298 nucleotides. NCBI's taxonomy places the organism in Eukaryota, Fungi, Glomeromycota, Glomeromycetes, Paraglomerales, Paraglomeraceae. The record is from the annotation of a GenBank genome assembly.